Paramuricea clavata is the source of this 871-nucleotide messenger RNA. NCBI's taxonomy places the organism in Eukaryota, Metazoa, Cnidaria, Anthozoa, Malacalcyonacea, Plexauridae. The record is from the annotation of a GenBank genome assembly.
CAACAAUAAUGUCUUACUGAAGCUAACGUUUGUUGCAAGGUACUGUGUUGUUUAUAUCUCACGUAGCAUGUGCUUGGAUAAACUUGUUCAUUUAUGAACAUUGUUUCCUAGCUGGCCCUGUUCCCCAAAAGAGGGCAGACCAAAAAGCAUUUGCCUGGGGCCGGUUGUAUAAAAAAGUGAUUAAAGUUAACUAAUAGUUAAGUGGAAAUGUUAUCCAAUAAGAAGCGCCUAUUUGAGAGUUAAUCACUAUUUAACUACAAAAUAGUGAUUAAAAAAGUGAUUAAGAGUUUUAUACAACCGGCCCCUGUAGAAUAAGUAAAUUGUUCACUGAGAACAAUUACUGGCUGUGUUAUUUCCAGGCGUAGAUUGAAAAUUAAAGAUCAGGAAAACAUGUUAGUGAAACAAUAGUCGCACAUGCAUGCGAAAUUAAAAACAAAAUACUUUUUCGUGGUCGUUGUCGUCAUUACAUUUUCUGCACGCAAAACAAACACGGAACUUAUUAAAGACCAAACUGAAUUAUAAUAUAGCAUUUAUAAAUUCUGAACGCUGAUUGGCUAAGAGCCGUGUUGAUAUAACUCGAUGUCAACACGGAAACGUCGGAAAAUUUCUUUCUUUAUGUUUCUUUGUGCUAUAUUAUAAAACAAAUAUAAAACAUUUUUCCGUAUUGAUAUAAUAUCAACACGGAAAAUGUUUUAUAUUUGUUAAGUAUUUCAUAGCGUACUUUAAUUUCUGUUUCAGGAACUGUAUUGACUACGAGUGUAUGUUAAUUUUCAAAGGAUUACUUCAUGAACCAGCUCGCUAUUUAUUGGUCACUGCACGUGGUUCAUAUGAUGGCGGACAUGAAGAUUUAGUUACCACAGCAACGCUAUGA